Amphiprion ocellaris (clown anemonefish) is the source of this 1900-nucleotide messenger RNA. RefSeq names its product INO80 complex subunit B (gene ino80b). Gene Ontology annotation, cellular component: Ino80 complex. The transcript has 6 exons. NCBI's taxonomy places the organism in Eukaryota, Metazoa, Chordata, Actinopteri, Pomacentridae. Bases 265 to 1275 code for a protein of 336 amino acids. The record is from RefSeq and is a predicted model, not a curated record. Gene Ontology annotation, biological process: chromatin remodeling.
CGACGAAGAAGGCGAACUUCCGUGUUGUUAGCUUAGCCUAGCAGGUUGUGUUAUCCUCAGCUCACUGUGAAGUUUAAUUUUAGUCAGUUAACAUUUAAAUGGUGUCGUUUUACAGGCUGCGUUGCAACUUUUUCCACGCAACCUGGAGCAGAAGCAGUUCAGUUACCGGGUUAUUGUAAUUCAGAAAAACUCUUGAGUUCUGCUGCUAUGUAGAGCUGCACAUCUGCCAGUCAUCUCCUUUGUAGUGACAUUUCUGUCGAUUCAAUGGGGAAAAGGAAAGACAUGAUUCACCCCAGGUUUCUCGGUGAAGGUGGCUCUGGCCUGCACAGCGUUCACAAACGAAAACAUAAAAAACACAAGAAGCACAAGAGGAAGCACCACAGCUUUGCCGAGGCCCCAGAGCCAGAGCCUGUUGUAGUUCCUCGACCUCCAUCGCAGCUCCGGCUCAAGAUCAAGCUCGGAGGACAGACGCUGGGAACCAAGAGUGUUCCCACCUUCACUGUCCAUCCUGGCGUGGCUCGUCCUCCGUCACCGCUGAUGAUUAUUGAUAAUGAUGCUGAUGACGACGAUGAAGAUGAUGACGAUGAUGACGAUGAUGAGCCUUCUGUACCUCUGGAGCAAUAUCGGGCCUGGCUGGAUGAAGACAGCAACCUGGCCACAUCCCCCAUGCCAGACAUGGACUCAGACUCCAUGCUGGGAGGUCCGGUAGAUGAGGAGGAGAGGUGGCUGGACGCUCUGGAGAAAGGGGAGCUCGACGACAACGGAGAGCUAAAGAAGGAAAUCGACGAGUCUCUGCUUACCGCCAGACAGAAAGCCCUGCUACACAAGCAGCAGAGCCAACCUCUGCUGGAGCUCCCUAUGGGCUACAAGGAGAAAGAGAUGACUGCAGAGAUGAUGCAGAAACGGGAGGAGCGUGCCCGAAAGAGACGCCUGCAGGCCGCCAAAAAAGCUGAAGAGAACAAGAACCAGACGAUAGAGAGGCUGACAAAAACCAGCAAGGCCAAGAUCAAAAGCAUGAGAGAGAAGAAGUCCAAGCAGAGUCAGUGUCCGAUGGUUCGGUACAGCGACUCUGCACAGGGAAUGGCCAUCUCUUUCCCCACGGGGGUCCUCGCCCCGGCCCCGACUGCUCCCCGUCCUGCACCUCCAGCCCCGGUCAGCUGUGGUGUCAGCGGGUGCACCAACCUGAAGAAGUACUCCUGCUCAAAGACUGGAGUUCCUCUCUGCAGCCUCGAGUGUUACAAGAGGAACCUGCUGCUUGUGCAGAGUGCAGCUUGAACCUCAGAAACACACUGCACUGGGAUGUGAUGAUGGUGUGAACAUGUGGUCAUAAAACCUGGUGGAAUUUACUGGGACGCUCAUCGCUACGCAAAUACGCCGGGUAUAUCUUGAACUGUACGGAGAAACCUAUAGUUUCAUGUGCAGUGACUUCCUUUUCAUCAACUUGUCUAUUUUGUUUGUAGCUGUGUCAUAGUAAUAAUGAUUCUCCUUGCAGUAAUAACAAUUCAAUUACGUACAAGUUAAAAGUGAUCAAAAUCUGUGACCCAAUAGAUUAAACAUUUUUCAGUAUUUGUAAUUUCUAGAGCAGCUCAUGUUGACAUAGGCUACACUAUAAAAAAAUACUUAUUUUUCAGGCAAAAGAACUGUUUCUACUAUUUUGAAUAAGUCAUUUUGGUAAUAAUGUGAAAAGACUGACAAAAUUCAUCAACAGCCAUUAAAUGUGUCCUGAAACAAAAGAGAAACUGUAUUACAUUUUAAUUAAUAAUGUUCUUUAUGCAACAAAUGACUCCAUUUCCAUACAAAACUGUACAAAAUUUAAAUUAAGUAACAAUGAAUGCUUUUACUUGACUGCAUAAAAUGUGUGAAAACUAUCAAUACAACCUUUUUGCUGUGUCAGCAUAGA